This is a messenger RNA of Striga hermonthica, 3120 nucleotides long. NCBI's taxonomy places the organism in Eukaryota, Viridiplantae, Streptophyta, Magnoliopsida, Lamiales, Orobanchaceae. The record is from the annotation of a GenBank genome assembly.
AUGGAGACUUCUUCGAGAAGAGGUGGUGCAAUGGUGCCAAUAUCGCCAUCGCAAACACCUCGGUCCAGCGAUAAGGUGGCCAGAGAUCUGCGAUCGGGGGAAGGCAACUUCAGUGGGAAGCAUGAUAAGGAUAAUAAAGGUGUUAAUGUGCAGGUCAUUGUUAGAUGCAGGCCGUUGAGCGAGGAUGAGGCAAGAUUGCGAACCCCUGUGGUGAUCUCUUGCAAUGAGAGCAGAAGAGAAGUUUGUGCUGUCCAGAAUAUUGCAAAUAAGCAGAUUGAUAGAACUUUUCUCUUUGACAAGGUUUUCGGGCCAUCAUCUCAGCAGAAGGAUUUAUAUGAUCAAGCCAUCUGCCCAAUAGUGUUUGAAGUCCUAGAAGGCUAUAAUUGCACCAUCUUUGCCUAUGGGCAAACAGGAACCGGAAAAACUUACACAAUGGAGGGUGGAGCAAGAAAAAAGAAUGGUGAAUUUCCUAGUGAGGCGGGUGUCAUUCCAAGAGCUGUUAGGCAAAUUUUUGACAUCUUGGAGGCUCAGAGUGCUGAGUAUAGCAUGAAGGUGACAUUCUUAGAGCUAUACAAUGAGGAAAUAUCUGAUCUUCUGGCUCCUGAAGAAUGUACAAAAUUCAUCGAAGACAAGUCAAAGAAACCAAUAGCACUGAUGGAGGAUGGCAAAGGUGGAGUCUUUGUAAGGGGACUGGAAGAAGAGAUAGUGACUACUGCAAAUGAAAUAUAUAAAAUCCUAGAGAAGGGUUCUGCUAAAAGGAGAACAGCGGAGACCCUCCUUAACAAACAGAGCAGUCGUUCUCACUCAAUUUUCUCCAUCACGAUUCACAUUAAGGAGUGUACUCCGGAAGGAGAGGAAAUGAUCAAAAUCGGGAAGCUGAAUCUUGUUGACCUUGCUGGCUCGGAGAAUAUUUCACGAUCAGGUGCCAGAGAGGGUAGAGCGAGGGAAGCAGGUGAGAUUAACAAGAGCUUGCUGACACUUGGUCGAACUAUAAAUGCUUUGGUUGAGCAUUCUGGUCAUGUGCCUUACAGGGACAGCAAAUUGACGAGGUUGCUAAGAGAUUCACUAGGAGGAAAAACAAAGACCUGUAUCAUUGCUACGAUAUCACCUUCAAUCCAUUGCUUGGAAGAGACUCUCAGCACUCUGGAUUAUGCUCACCGUGCCAAAAACAUAAAGAACAAGCCAGAGAUCAAUCAGAAGAUGAUGAAAUCUGCAGUAAUCAAGGAUUUAUAUUUAGAAAUUGAUCGAUUAAAGCAAGAGGUUUAUGCUGCAAGAGAGAAAAAUGGGAUCUAUAUACCAAAAGAUCGUUAUCUCCAAGACGAGGCAGAGAAAAAGGCCAUGUCGGAGAAGAUAGAGCGAAUGGAACUUGAUUUUGAUUCCAGGGACAAGCAAUUAGCAGAGCUCCAGAGUCUGUAUAAUUCUCAGCAGCAACUGAAUAGUGAACUAAAUGACAAACUUGAAAAGAGUGAGAAAAAGCUUCAGGAAACUGAACAUACACUGGUUGAUCUUGAAGAAAGACAUAGGCAGGCAAAUGCAACAAUAAAGGAAAAGGAGUACUUAAUAUCCAAUCUUCUUAAAUCUGAAAAAGCACUUGUUGAGCGGGCACUUGAGCUUCGUGCAGAACUUGAGCACACAGCAGCUGAUGUGACUAAUCUCUUCUCCAAGAUUGAACGCAAGGACAAAAUAGAAGACGACAACAGAAUUCUUAUACAAAAAUUCCAAUCCCAGUUAACUGAGCAGCUUGAAAUCUUGCAUAAAACUGUGGCAUCUUCAACAAGACAACAAGAACUUCAGCUGAAAGAGAUGGAAGAGGACAUGCAUUCAUUUGUAUCAACAAAGACUCAGGCUACUGAAGAGCUUCGAGGUCAUCUAGAAAAAUUAAAAACCAUGUAUGGCACUGGUAUCAAGGCUUUAGAUGACUUAGCAGGAGAACUUGAUUGUAACUCUCAGUCAACUUUUGGCCUGCUGAACUCUGAAGUUUCGAAACACUCCUUGGCCAUAGAAGAGCACUUCAAAGCAAUUUCCUCAAAGGCCGAAUGUUUGCUUUGUGACCUUCAAGAUAGUCUUCACAGUCAGGAGAAAAAGUUAACUGCCUAUUCAGAUCAGCAACGAAAGGCUCACAUGAGAUCUGUUGAGACCACAAGAUCAAUUUCAAAAAUUACUGCAAACUUCUUCAUGACAUUAGAGGGGCAUGCCUCAAACUUGGGUCAAAUUGUAGAAGAGGCACAGACAGUUAAUGACCAGAAAUUGUCCGAACUGGAAAAGAAGUUCGAGGAGUGUGCUGCCAAUGAGGAGAAACAACUACUAGCAAAAGUGGCUGAGCUGCUUGCCUAUUCAAAUGCCCGGAAGAAAAAACUGGUUAAAUGUGCAAUUGACGGACUUCGGGAAGAUGCCGCCAAUAGAACCAACAAAUUACAGCAAGAGAUGUCAACUAUGCAAGAAAAUACUUGUUCUAUCAAAUCUGAAUGGAUAAGUUAUACCAAGAGCACUGAAUCUCACUAUCUUGAGGAUACAGCUUCAGUAGAAAGUUCAAAGCAAGGCAUGGAAGACAUUCUUUACAAAUGCUUGGGACAAGCGAAAUUAGGUGCAGGACAGUGGAAAAAUGCCCAAGAAUCCCUCUUGCAUCUUGAGAAGAACAAUGUUGCUUCAGUCGACAAAAUCGUUCGGGGAGGGAUGGCCACUAUUGAAGCCUUACGUGGACGAUUCUCAUCUGCUGUGAGUUCUGCACUUGCAAAUGCAGAUACUGGAAGCAAGAAUCUGCUCUCGUCCAUUGACCGUUCGUUACAACUUGAUCACGAGGCAUGUGAUAAUCUCGAUUCCAUGAUCGUUCCAUGCUGUGGAGAGUUGAGGGAAUUGAAUAGUGGCCACCAUCACAAGACAGUAGAAAUUACCGAAAGUGCCGGAAAAUGCCUCCUAGAAGAGUAUAUGGUCGAUCAACCAUCAUGCUCGACACCAAGAAAAAGACAAAUUAACCCUCCGAGCAUUGCCUCGAUUGAGGAGCUUAGGACACCAUCCUUUGACGAGCUGCUCAAGUCAUUUUGGGACGCGAAAUCAUCAAAGCAGGCAAAUGGACACAUUUGCUUGAGAGACCCCAGAGUUCCUCUCAUUGCCAUCAACUGA